AUGAACAUCCAUGACCCAACGCCGUCUGUGGAGGCUAUCGUUGCCCCGGCUGCUGAUGCGGCUAGGGAUGUGGAAAAGGGGGAAGAACUGAGUCGUCAUCUGACAAACACUUCUGUUAGCAUUCUUUCUUGGUCAGAAGUAGGAGUCGUUGUCAAAGACCGGAAGACAAAGAAAUCGUUGAAGAUCCUAAGUUCAAGUUGUGGCAUCGUUAAAGCUGGUAACGUUGUGGCGCUAAUGGGGCCCAGCGGAAGCGGGAAAACAACGUUAUUGAAUGUUGUGGCUCACCGAACGUCCACCAUGAAAGGCGAAAUCCAGGGAGCUGUCAUGCUUAAUGGGCAAACCACGAGUCCAACUGCUAUCCAAAAAGUCUCGACGUACGUGGAACAGGAGGAUGCCAUGAUUGGCAGCUUGACCACUCGCGAGACGAUCGACUUUGCAGCACGACUCUCGCUCACAGCAAAGAUGUCUAAAAGCGAACGACUCACAAGAGUGAACGAAUUGAUCGAGUCCUUUGGCCUACAACGACAAGGUGACACUAUUGUCGGCACGCCCCUUCGGAAGGGCCUCAGUGGUGGUCAAAAACGCAGGUUGAGCGUCGCCAGUCAACUCGUCACAUCUCCAAGAAUAUUGUUUCUCGACGAACCAACAAGUGGACUCGACUCAGCUGCGAGCUUUGAGGUCAUGAAAUAUAUCCGUGCAGUCGCUAAGCAGCAUCAUUUGAUCGUCAUUGCAUCCAUUCACCAGCCUUCGACAACCACAUUCCAGCUCUUUGAUCAACUAAUGCUUCUUUCCAAGGGCAAGACAUGUUACUUCGGGCCUGUCUCUGGCGUUGAAGCUUACUUUGAAAAAAUCGGCCAUUCGAUUCCGUUGCACAUCAAUCCUGCUGAGUUUCUGCUCGAUCUUGUAAACAUUGACUUCGUCCAGAGUGGAGCUUCUGCGGAAGGCCGGCUUCAGCAUGUCCAUGACUCCUGGGCCACCUCAGACGAACGCCAGGCCCUGGAGACCUCGGUCGCAAACUGCUGCGACAAGGAUAUUGGGGAGCCCGACCUCCCUCUUGCGCAGAAAAAUACAGCUUACAUUUCCUUUGUCCUUCUACACCGUAACUUUAUCAAAUCGUAUCGCGAUAUUAUCGCAUACGGGACUCGAGUUGCAAUGUAUUUCGGUCUGGCCAUUAUGAUGGGAACUGUUUGGCUACGUCUCUCCUACACGCAAGACUCGAUCCAACCAUUCAUCAACGCAAUCUUCUUCGGGGGUGCAUUUAUGUCCUUCAUGGCCGUGGCCUACGUGCCUUCAAUUAUCGAAGACCUUCAAGCCUUUCACAAAGAGCGAGCAAAUGGGCUCUACGGCCCCUUGCCAUUUACUAUUGCCAACGCUCUCAUCGGGAUCCCUUGGCUCUUUGUUAUCGCCGUUAUGUUCUCCAUUAUAACCUACUGGCUGGGCAAUUUCCAUGCCACAGCCAGUGGAUUCUGGAUGUGGGUGCUAUGGCUGUACUUAGAUCUUCUCGCUGCCGAAGGCCUUGUAGUCCUAGUGUCCAGCAUCUUCCCAAUAUUCGUGGUGUCUUUAGCCAUCACAGCCUUUGCGAACGGGUUAUGGAUGUGCGUCAACGGUUUCCUUGUACCUAUGAGUACUCUGAACGGCUUCUGGAAAUACGUCUUUCACUACAUCGAUUACCAGGCCUACGUAUUCCAGGGCAUGAUGGUUAAUCAAUUCAAAUCCACCGUCUGGGACUGUAACAAGCUCGCGUCGGGGUUUCAGUGUAUGUACCCCAGCAACUUGCAAUCUCAGGGCCAGAUUCGUGGCACCGCCGUUUUGGAAGCCUACAAUUAUUCUUACACAGACCGAAGGAUAGGGGAGUGGAUUGGAAUUAUGUUUGGAAUUAUCAUUGCCUACCGUCUAUUGGGCUAUGCGGCCCUCCUGGUCCUCAACAGGCAUUAA
Molecule: messenger RNA, 1935 nt
Organism: Exophiala aquamarina CBS 119918
Lineage: Eukaryota; Fungi; Ascomycota; Eurotiomycetes; Chaetothyriales; Herpotrichiellaceae
Exons: 3
Coding region: 1-1935 (644 amino acids)
Cellular component (GO): membrane
Molecular function (GO): ABC-type transporter activity; ATP binding; ATP hydrolysis activity
Source: RefSeq, a predicted model, not a curated record